AUGUCAAAUCUACACAAUACUUCUACUACUUCGGAGGCUCUUCCUAGCCUAGAUUUGAUUGAAGAGUUGACUCUACCUGAAAAUCCAACAAACGUUACACAAGACGAAUUUGAAAGGGCACGAUCCGACUCUAUUCCAGAGCUUAAUGAUGGGUUUUUGAUAAAUAUUAGUGAACACACGAAAUUGAUCCUACAAAAUUUGGAUGGUAAUAGGAGUGUAACUCGCACCAACAAAGAUAACAUCAAAAAAUCUCUUGACGAAAUUAAACGAAGUACGCAACAAUUGUACGACCAAGUAAAAACGAUAUUACGUCAUUCAAACUCAUCAGCCGAAAAUAAAACAGUUUCAUUAAUCAGGAACACUAUUAGGGAAGAGUUCUCUAAGUUAGCGGUACUACCACAAAAAAUUACCACUCAGCCACUGCAAGAUCUGGUCAAACCUUCUAUCAUUCCAUCAUCACUACCAUCCUACGCCAAAGUUGUUAAAUCGACAAAAUCUGCUGAGAAACAUCCUAUACCGGUUACCAAGCCGGCCAUAAUAGUUAGCUCUAAACAGCAAGUCUCUUCCUCUAAAGAAACCGUAAACGCGUGGCGUAAUAGCAUUCAUUUCAAAAAAUACACCUUCAACCCCUCUGAAGUAAAGCUGGUGUCCAACCACAAAAUUAGGGUUGAGUUUGAUAAUCAAGAACAGCGUGACGAAAUCCUUAACGCCAUAAACCAUCCUGACAGCCUUGUUAACGCUGACAUAGCCAAGAAGCUCAAGCCUUUGGUAAUUCUAAAAGGCAUCUACAGGGACACACCUCAGUACAAAAGGUUAGCGAUCUUUGGAAAAUCGUCUAAAGUAACAAAUCGAGCACCUUGGUGGAAUGAUAAAUUAGAAAAUCUCAAGCAAAAAGUUAUAAAAAAUCACCACAAAAUUCAACAAAUGAAACGCAGUAAAAAACCGUUAACCGAAUUGUUGCUAGAAAAAGAAAACUUAAGAAAUGAAUAUGCUCAAGCAAUUAGAAUUGCUUCAACUGAGCAUUUCAGGGAGUUCUGCAAUAAGCAGGGAAAGGAGGAUGUAUGGAGUAUAACCAAUCGGUUACUUAAGACCACACCUUUGAAGCAGCCUCCCUCAACUCUUAAAACAAGAGCGGGUAAAUACACAAAAACAACAUACGAAACUGCUGAAACGUUUUUAAAUGAAUAUUUUCCUGAUGAUGGACCCGAUACAUGCUUAAGGCACAUGCAGCUCCGUAAUUCUUUUAACGAAAUACCCGACACGCCAGCAGAUGCUCCAUUUACUGUAGAAGAAGUACUUGAGUCAUUGAAAUCCAUGAACCCCAAAAAAUGGUCUAGACCACCUCACAUCGGAUAUAUGUUUUAA
This is a messenger RNA of Parnassius apollo (apollo), 1365 nucleotides long. Lineage: Eukaryota; Metazoa; Arthropoda; Insecta; Lepidoptera; Papilionidae. The record is from the annotation of a GenBank genome assembly.